Molecule: messenger RNA, 2434 nt
Organism: Perognathus longimembris pacificus (Pacific pocket mouse)
Lineage: Eukaryota; Metazoa; Chordata; Mammalia; Rodentia; Heteromyidae
Gene: P4hb
Product: prolyl 4-hydroxylase subunit beta
Exons: 11
Coding region: 123-1652 (509 amino acids)
Biological process (GO): protein folding; response to endoplasmic reticulum stress
Cellular component (GO): endoplasmic reticulum; external side of plasma membrane
Molecular function (GO): protein disulfide isomerase activity
Source: RefSeq, a predicted model, not a curated record
GGGGGCGGGCGCGCCCCCGGCCCAGGGUUUAUAAAGGCGAGGCCGGGACCGGCGCGCGCUCUCGUCCCCUCGGCUGUCCCGGCGGCGCUCACCGAACGGCCCGGCCCGCUGAGACGUGCGCUAUGCUGAAGCGAGCUCUGCUGUGCCUCGCCCUGGCCGCGGCGGCCCGCGUGGGCGCCGACGCCCCCGAGGAGGAGGACAACGUCCUGGUGUUGAAGAAGAGCAACUUCGCGGAGGCGCUGUCGGCGCACAAGUACCUGCUGGUGGAGUUCUUUGCUCCUUGGUGUGGCCACUGCAAAGCUCUAGCCCCUGAGUAUGCCAAAGCAGCUGGGAAGCUGAAGGCUGAAGGUUCAGAGAUCCGACUGGCAAAGGUAGAUGCCACUGAAGAGUCUGAUCUGGCCCAACAGUAUGGUGUCCGUGGCUAUCCUACAAUCAAGUUCUUCAAGAAUGGAGAUACAACCUCUCCCAAGGAGUAUACAGCUGGCAGAGAGGCCGACGACAUCGUGAACUGGCUGAAGAAGCGCACAGGCCCUGCUGCAACUGCUCUGGCUGACGUUGCGGCUGCCGAGUCCCUGGUGGAAUCCAGCGACGUGACUGUCAUCGGGUUCUUCAAGGAUGUGGAGUCAGACUUUGCCAAGCAGUUCUUGCUGGCAGCAGAGACCAUUGAUGACAUCCCCUUUGGGAUCACGUCCAACAGUGAUGUGUUCUCCAAAUACGAACUCAACAAAGACGGGGUGGUCCUUUUCAAGAAGUUUGACGAAGGAAGGAACAACUUUGAGGGGGAGAUCACCAAGGAGAACCUGCUGGACUUCAUCAAACACAACCAGCUCCCUCUGGUCAUCGAGUUCACGGAACAGACAGCUCCUAAGAUUUUUGGGGGCGAAAUCAAGACGCAUAUCCUGUUGUUCCUGCCCAAGAGUGUGUCUGACUACGAUGGCAAACUGAGCAACUUCAAGAAAGCAGCCGAGGGCUUCAAGGGCAAGAUCCUGUUUAUCUUCAUCGACAGCGACCAUGCUGAUAACCAGCGCAUCCUUGAGUUCUUUGGCCUCAAGAAGGAAGAGUGCCCGGCUGUGCGGCUCAUCACCCUGGAGGAGGAGAUGACCAAGUACAAGCCCGAGUCGGAGGAGCUGACAGCUGAGAAGAUCACAGAGUUCUGCCACCAUUUCCUGGAGGGCAAGAUCAAGCCCCACCUGAUGAGCCAGGAGCUGCCUGAAGACUGGGACAAGCAGCCUGUCAAAGUGCUAGUUGGCAAGAACUUCGAAGAGAUUGCUUUUGAUGAGAAAAAGAACGUGUUUGUGGAGUUCUAUGCCCCAUGGUGCGGUCACUGCAAGCAGCUGGCCCCCAUUUGGGAUAAGCUGGGAGAGACGUACAAGGAUCACGACAAUAUCGUCAUCGCCAAGAUGGACUCGACUGCCAACGAGGUGGAGGCGGUCAAAGUGCACAGCUUCCCCACCCUCAAGUUCUUCCCUGCCAGUGCCGACAGAAAGGUCAUCGAUUAUAACGGGGAGCGGACGCUGGAUGGAUUUAAGAAGUUCUUGGAGAGUGGCGGCCAGGAUGGGGCAGGAGACGAUGAUGACCUGGACCUAGAAGAAGCCUUAGAGCCAGACAUGGAGGAAGAUGAUGAUCAGAAAGCUGUGAAAGAUGAACUGUAAUGGAGAAGCCAGACCUGGGCAGCCCAACCCGAGGCCUCGGCGGCCUUGCUGCAGCAGCCCAGGCCUGCGGAGCCUGACCCGCACCCCAGCGGGAGCAUCGUCGGAACCCGGGGACUCUUCCAAAGCCACAGUCACCCUAACACACACGUACACCUACUCCCGUCGCUUCCUUUUGCUUUUCAAUUUUGGAAAGGGAUUUAUCUCCAGGCCAGCCCAUCUCCAUGGGCUUAAUUUUUUAAACCGUGAUGUACUUUUUUGUACAUGAGUUUUGUCCUGAGUGCUCGCUAAAUGUUUGGGAACUCACACUGGUAAUGUCUCGCUGACGUUCCAUCUGUGUGGGACGUUUAGACGUGUCUCUGCGUCAGGGUAUUGGCUCUACUGAGGCCGGGCCUCCCUGGGAGGCGCCAGUCCCAGCUGGGAGGGACAAGCCUGGGCUGGACGUGGUCACUCUCCUCCAGCCUGGCUUUGCAGUUUCUCGCUAAAGGAAACGUCUGGGUCUUGUGUGUGGGCCUGCCACAUUUGGAGGAGAGGAUGUGACUGUAGGACCCUGGACAAGUCCCCAACUCUCCGCAAGCCAGGAGACCCACCUGUCGGCUAUGGGCACGUUGCUGUGACCACUGGGCUUUCUUGCAGUGUGUCUGCACGAGAACCAGGACCCGAGUCCCAGGCUGAGACCGAGCCAAGGAUACCGGCUGGAUCGGAUGAUGCCCAUUCUUCAGGCAUUUCUACCACACUAUUGGAAUUGGACACAUUGGCCAAAUAAAGUUGGAAUUUUAGUACCA